Molecule: messenger RNA, 3253 nt
Organism: Fopius arisanus
Lineage: Eukaryota; Metazoa; Arthropoda; Insecta; Hymenoptera; Braconidae
Source: RefSeq, a predicted model, not a curated record
AAAAAAUCAAUUCUCUAAGUGAAUUCAAUUAAAAAUAUGAAAAUCCCAGAGAAAAAUAAUUUUUAAGAAAUAAAAUGCUCUACGUGACUUCAGAAUUGAACAUUUGGUGUGGAGUUGAAAGAAUAUCGAAAAAUCGCGAAAUGUGAAUGAUUUUGCGAGUGUUUCUACGAUAUUUCGACAUAUGACAAGAGCAUAGAAUAUUCCAAACCAUUUCGCCUCUUCCCCAGGAGAUAAAAAACACUUGAGACGUAUAAAGACCCCGAUAAGGCAUCGAGCUUAAGCUGUCAAUAAUGAUGACGAGUAAGACACUAGGUACAUAUGUAAACUCUUUGUCGACUCGUCAUUAUUUCCACAAUCAGUCUGCACGUUGACACCGUGCGAUGCGCAUAAUUUAUUUUUACUAUCGCCUCAGUGCCCCCCACUCCAUUGCAAACGAAUUUAUUUAUAUAAAACAAUCCCCAAUGUUAUAGAGAAAGGAGAACUUGCCAGAGGAGGAAAAAUUCUACUUCUCAAUUGUAAUUAUGGUGAUUGAGUUCUUCAUAAUUAAUUAAUGAUUGAUAUGAAUAAUUUAUAAACACGUGUUGACUUAUGUUUUGUAAAUAAGAAACUAAAGGAAAUCCAGAGAGAAAAAUCAGUCUAUCUGGUUUACUCUGGGAGAAUAAUUGUUUUCAAGUGAAUUUAUGGAAUCUCUGGUGUUCCAUUUGGUGAAUUAUUGUUAAGUUCUGAUAAUUAUUGUGUUAAUUACUCUGGAGGGGAGGGAGAGGAUGGCGACGACUCCACUGACGAUGGAAAUCAUGGAUGAUGGACGCCGUCCCAUAGACUGGGCUCCGAGGAAACUGGAGUGUUCGGGUCCCCUGCGUCUAGCUCGUCUCUGCAUCCUGGGGAUGCUGCUCCCUGCAAUUUUAGUUGCAGGCCCUGUUUACCUGCGAUACAAAGUAUAUUCAGAACAAUUGUAUCCCCUCGCAGCCACCGAUCAGCGGCUCAUCGACGGCAAAAUCUCCACCACGUGGUGCCAGCGACAAGUCGUUAAAGUAAACACGACAUUCAAUGCUUACUUGAUUAAUGGAGAUCCACAAAUGAAAGUAGAGACAACACCGGUGUCCAUGACGAGACAUUUGGUACUUGAAGAUGAUAUGAAAGAAUAUUGGGGAUUUUACCUCCUCAAGGGGAGUAGUGUCACCGUAUCCACCUGUGUCAGAUGGCCAGGUGCAUCGUUGACGAUAAUCCGAGGUCAUAAACACUUGCACGAGUGUGCAUUUAUUGGUGAUGACAGCAGCGAGGAAUUAGAGGAGCUUUUGGAAAUAGCGGAGGAACAGGGGCUCCUCAAUGGCACUGGAUAUCCCCUUAAUCAAAAGACCGAUGGACCGAGUAAUGAGCCGGAUAAGAUGAAAAAAGCCGACCAGGACGUGCAAUUCCACCACAAGGGAAAUGCCCCCCAUUCCAAUGGAACUCUUCCCCGUUUGAUGUCAGGGCACCACUACACGAGUCACGAGCUAGGGGCCAAGGAGAUGCGCCAUAUCCUGACGAACCUCUUCGCCAAGACUCUAGUAGCUAAGAACAAGCAGAAGGAAAAUCCCCAUCACCACUACGAGGGAGUCUACAGAGAGGACGACAACAUCGAGAAACCGCCACCAGCUCAUCCCGAUGAAUUUCUGUGGGACCUGGAGACCGUGGAAAAAUUAUUCCCCCGAAAAACAGCAACAACAUCAGCACCGACAACCACGGAGUCAUCAACAGAAACGAUGACAUCUCCAGAGAGUCUCCAGGUGGGGGAGACAAUUAAAGGACCUGGGGCCCCGAGGACAGCGUCUUCUGAGGUCCUUGAAGAUGUCCUCAAGCGAAUUGAUGCUCUUGGGGAUCGAGGGAAACGAGUCCUGGAGCAGUUGUCGCUGAACCUCAGGGAACGCCAGAUGAAUGAGAAUAAAGGGAAUGAACCGAACAAAAUAAUUGAGACUAAAAGAGAAAAGAGACAGUUGGUGCUGUCGUCGGCUUCAUUAGUGGACGAAUUAACGAGACAUGAUGCAGAGGAAGAUCUUGCUGUCGAGAAGGAGGACCUGCAUCCUGAUGGUAUUGCAGAGGACAGGGGAACCGUUAACGAGUCCACGUUGAAUGACAGGAGUAAAUCCGAAUUCUGGAGUUCCUUCAGCAGCUCUGAGGAACGGCUUAUGGAGUGCAAGGGAUUGAUUCUCAAUUUGCCAUUGACUCCUCAUCAUCAGUGCACACCGAAAUAUGAGAAGGAGCACGUGAAGGCAGCUAUUGCUAAUACAGUCACUUAUCGAGUUCCAGUGGACGGUUACUACUUCUUCGUCUUCAACUCUGAGAACGAACUCCAGGCGAAUUACGUCCGGGUAAAAUUCGAUCUUGUGAAGACAUAUUACAACACAUCGAAUCCAGUUGCUGCCUGUCAAAAUACAACCCACGAGUGUUCACUUCCCUUCAACUUCUUCAGUUGGGAACGAACAGUCCUGGAACUCCCCUUCAGUGGUAACGACUCCCAGUGGAACGAAGAGUACAUUGUGGUCUCACAGUGCGAACCCCGAACUGCUAUUUACCUCCUCUGCAUGAUUACAGUUCCACUUCUGAUUCUCCUAUUCGCUUUUCAGUGAUUCCAAUAAUAUUUCAUCUAAAAAAUCAGCUCUAAUUGCAGUGAGAAAUCAUUACUUCGGUCGAAUGGAUUCAAGUACAAGAAAAUACUUGAAUCAAGUACAUUUUAUACUUGAUUGAAGUACAUUAUUAGCGUUAUUUUAAUUAUACUCCAUUUUCGAUGAAGUUCAAUGGAAAAUUAAUUUUCUCACGUUUCUAAUAACAAUUACGAAUUUUCUAGAAUCAAAUAUAAAGUAUACUUGAUUCAAGUAUUUAUUUAUUUUCGUGAGUCUUUCAAAUGUUCAAGUGGUAGAAGAGAAUUUGGCUGGCAGGCGUAAUAGCUUUUUGGUUUUUGAAUUUAUUAAGGAACUUUUCAGCAAGUGUUUUAUUUCAGUUUUUUCUUCAGUUUUUUUCCAUUACUCUUUUUUUAGUCACAGCUUUUUUUUAGUUAUUUUUCCAUGAAAGUGAAGUUAAUUGGCUAGUGAUGAACAGUAUUUUACGGUGAAUAAUUAGUGCUUCAUAUAAUUGUAUCUACACAUGUGCCUGAAACAAUUAGAAUUACUAUAACGAUUACCUCAUUAAUUAAGGAAUUAAUGCCAUUUGUUACUUGUGAUUGAAAUUAUUUUAUAAGAAAUCUAAUAUAAAUGAGGAAAUAAAAAUUAAUUAUUAA